Messenger RNA from Haliotis rubra (blacklip abalone), 405 nucleotides. Its product is annotated as UPF0434 protein Meso_3270-like. The transcript is spliced from 3 exons. The record is from RefSeq and is a predicted model, not a curated record. Lineage: Eukaryota; Metazoa; Mollusca; Gastropoda; Lepetellida; Haliotidae. The coding region runs from base 1 to 324 and encodes 107 amino acids.
AUGAGUGACAAGAUGAUGUCUGUUGAUUGCAAAAUGCCCCCUUGUGGUCUGGCAUCAUCAAGGUGGCUUUCAACCACACAGACCUUGUUAGAAGAUGCAAAGGCCAAUGAGUCAGGGAGUUUUGAUGAAACCGUCCUGGAGCACAUAUCCUGUCCACUCUCUAAAAAACCUCUUAGGUAUGACAGAGGAAAGAAUCAACUUGUCUGUGAUGAUAUUGGUGUUGCCUACCCAAUAGUCAAUGGCAUCCCAAACCUUAUUCCAGCAGACGCCCACAUGAUAAAGACUGACAAACCAUUACAAACAGACUGUACUCCACCUGUGUGAGCCAGACUUCCAUUGUUGUCGGGUAUCACCAUUACCUCUCAAGCCAUGUGACAUGUGAUCAUAAACUAUUCUACCAUGACA